ACUAUUAUUUCGUUUGCUGUUGCAGGAUCUCCUGGUCGAGACUCCGUCCGUGUAUCCGUGUGUCCGGACGGGUAGUGAGAGUGCCAUUCAAGCGUUACAAAGGAUAUAGAACUUUUUUUUUCGCUGGUGGAAAGUUUUGUGCAGAGAAAAAAUUUGCUCUAGAAGUGCAUUAGGUGGUGGAGAAAAGAGCAACAUUAUUGUUAGCUGGUUGGUGCAAGUUGGUGACGGGCUUUUCAUCCACUCGGUGGACAUACAGAGUUGUGCGGUGGAAACGCGAUAAAAAAGGACGUCGUCGCGCGUCUUGGAUACGUGUGAUUUUUUUUAUUAUUCGUUCCUCUCGCUCUCAUUUUUUCGCAUUCGAUUUAUUAACGCUCGCGCGCGAAAGUCGACACGCGACGCGGUGGUGUGUGAAAAGUGACUGUCCAAUACCCACGCACGGUUGCUGGUGCGAUCCGUCAGAACGCAAGGAGUACACUUCUUCCUGGUCGUAGUUUACACGCCGGAGGAAGUGUCACAUAACCCUUACAACACAUCGGAUAUGCCGAUGCCAUCGGCCAAGGAGCAAACGCUGAUGUGGCAACAAAACUCGUACAUGAGUGAUUCCGGCAUUCAUUCGGGUGCGGUCACUCAGGUACCAUCGCUCAGUGGCAAAGAUGACGAGAUGGAAGAUGAUCCGCUGAUGUUCGACAUGGAUCAAGGCUUCUCGCAGAACUUCACCCAGGAUCAGGUGGACGAUAUGAAUCAGCAGCUUAGCCAGACACGCUCGCAGCGUGUUCGGGCCGCCAUGUUUCCCGAAACACUCGAGGAAGGUAUUGAGUUUCCCUCGACACAAUUCGACCCCCAGCAGCCGACAGCAGUCCAGCGCUUGUCGGAACCGUCACAGAUGCUAAAGCAUGCCGUUGUCAAUUUGAUCAACUAUCAGGAUGAUGCUGAUCUUGCCACUCGGGCCAUCCCGGAGUUGAUCAAGCUGUUGAACGAUGAAGAUCAGGUCGUAGUAUCCCGAACCGCCAUGAUGGUACAUCAGUUGUCCAAGAAAGAAGCUUCACGCCAUGCUAUUAUGAAUAGCCCGCAAAUGGUAGCUGCAUUGGUGCGUGCUUUGUCCCAGAGCAAUGAUCUGGAAACGACUAAAGGAGCAGUAGGAACGUUGCACAAUUUAUCGCAUCAUCGCCAGGGAUUGCUAGCAAUCUUCAAAUCCGGUGGAAUUCCAGCUCUUGUCAAGCUUCUAUCCUCACCAGUUGAAUCUGUUCUUUUCUACGCAAUCACAACACUUCACAAUCUGUUGUUACACCAGGACGGUAGCAAAAUGGCGGUUCGCUUGGCCGGCGGCCUGCAGAAAAUGGUGGCUUUGUUGCAACGCAAUAAUGUCAAAUUCUUAGCCAUCGUUACUGAUUGCCUACAGAUUCUUGCUUAUGGCAACCAGGAGAGUAAACUAAUUAUUCUUGCUUCCACGGGACCUAUCGAACUGGUCCGUAUCAUGCGCUCAUACGAUUACGAGAAACUUCUCUGGACAACCUCCCGUGUGCUGAAAGUUUUAUCAGUUUGCUCGAGCAAUAAGCCAGCCAUCGUGGAAGCUGGCGGUAUGCAAGCACUAGCCAUGCAUUUGGGUAAUCCAUCCCAACGACUAGUCCAAAACUGCCUGUGGACGUUGCGUAAUCUUUCCGAUGCUGCCACCAAGGUGGACGGAUUGGAAACUCUCCUCUCCGGGCUGGUCACCGUGCUCGGAUCAUCCGACGUAAACGUCGUUACUUGCGCUGCCGGUAUCCUGUCCAAUCUGACCUGUAACAAUCAGCGCAACAAGGUCACCGUUUGCCAGGUGGGUGGAGUCGAAGCUCUCGUUGGCACCAUCAUCAACGCAGGAGAUCGCGAAGAAAUCACCGAACCGGCGGUUUGUGCUCUCCGUCAUCUGACUUCUCGCCAUCCGGAGUCGGAAUCGGCUCAAAACAUUGUCCGCAAUGGGUACGGACUUCCGGUUAUCGUGAAGCUGCUUAAUCCACCGUCACGCUGGCCGUUGAUCAAGGCGGUUAUCGGAUUGAUUCGCAAUUUGGCACUGUGUCCACUGAACGCGGCUCCGCUGCGGGAGAAUGGCGCGAUUCAUCUGCUGGUGCGGUUAUUGUUCAAGGCGUUCCAGGAUACGCAGAGACAACGUUCGUCGGUCGCCACCAACGGCUCCCAGCCACCGGGUGCGUACGCUGAUGGUGUUCGUAUGGAGGAAAUUGUCGAAGGGACUGUUGGCGCCUUGCAUAUCCUCUCGAAAGAGGACCUCAACCGGCAGCUCAUUCGCCAACAGAAUGUGAUUCCCAUCUUUGUGCAGCUUCUGUUCUACAACGACAUUGAAAACAUUCAGCGCGUUGCGGCUGGAGUUUUAUGCGAACUCGCCAUCGACAAAGAGGUGGCUGAGAUGAUCGAAGCCGAAGGGGCUACCGCACCGCUCACCGAACUGCUCAAUUCAGCUAACGAAGGUGUCGCUACAUACGCGGCCGCCGUCCUCUACAAGAUGAGCGAGGACAAAUCGAUGGACUACAAAAAACGUUUCUCGAGCGAACUGACCACCCUGCCGGUGUUCCGUGACGAUAGCAUGUGGAACAACGGGGAGCUUGGGAUGGGACCGGAUCUGCAGGACAUCCUCUCCCCCGAUCAGGGAUAUGAGGGCCUCUACGGACAAGGUCCUCCUAGCGUGCACAGCUCGCACGGUGGUCGUGCAUUCCAGCAAGGAUACGAUACACUGCCGAUAGAUUCCAUGCAGGGGCUGGAGAUUGGAGGCAGCGGUGGUGGCGGAAACAGCGGUAGCAACGUCCCCGGAGGUCCCUCGUCCGGGCAGCCGACUUCACCGUACCCGAUGGACAUGGACGUGGGCGAAAUGGAUGCCAGUGAGCUGACGUUCGAUCAUCUGGAUGUGAUGCCAUCGCCGCCACAGGAUAACAAUCAGGUGGCUGCCUGGUAUGACACCGAUUUGUAAAUGCAACGAAACGGUGUCGAAGCCCACAACACGUCUAUAUGUAGCGUAACACCUAUACAUAGUGCUUCCAGUGUAUUGUGCAGGAUUCACGUUAAAGGGCAGCUUUAACUAUUAUUUUAUUCUGUUUUCUGAUACAUUUUCAACAACGAUUUUUCAUUUUCUGAAACGAGGCUUAUGAUAAACCUUACGUUGAAACCUUUUAUUGCUGGCUAGGUACGCUGGGCUACUUAAGUAUAUUCCUCUCACAUGCAUGCAGUUAAUGCGUUCUGUUGCAAUCAUUUAACCACAAAAAUAUGCCUCGAGAGCUUUUUCCAAAUGAUCUACUAGAAAUUGACUAGUUCGAUAAUUUGAGAAAAGGUCAAGGAGUGCCACAAACGGAUGUUUACUACUGCAUUUUGACGCCUAUACACGAAGCGAGUGGAUAAACUUACCCACAAGAGUUGAACGAAAAAAGAGGGAAAAGUAUUGUUUCGCGAGAAUACAAAAAGCGCAUUAUAAAUCGUAAACAAAAAUAGUAUAAAUGUUAUGCAAACACACAGUAAGAACAUUCGAAUCACUAAGCAAAACGGAUGACGCUACGAAGUGGCGUCAAUAUUUGAAUUAAAUAAAUCGGUUCAUUGGUAGAUUGCCAUCAAUACCUACUUGAAAUUCCAUUAUAUAAAAAAAACCAUUAAUCGAAUUUCAGACGCUAUUCGCCGAUCUGGAAUCAUUUUUUCUCUGACUGAUGCGGCGAGCUGACAUUCGAGUAACAAAAGUAGAUUGCCUCACUUUUAUUGAAGAUCAUGACAGGUACAGUUUUAUCCGCGAACAAUAGCUAUCGGUUCUCGUUUGUUUUCAGAACACACUAUUUUAGUAUUCUCUAUUUUAAUUAUUGGAAUUAUGCAUAAGAAUCUUUUUAUACAAUCUAAUUUACAUACGUUUAAAACCCGAUUCAAACCGAAGGAGACCAGUGGGCGUCUCGACUAUUUAAAGAAAAAUAUACAAUGCUUAUUACGAUUUGGAAUACAAUUAUUUGAUUAUUAAAAUUAUAUAUUAUAUAUUACAUGAUGCAACAAAACCUUCCUUUCAGUAUAUAUAAGAAAACGUAAGGAGAAAAAUAUAUUAAAAGCUAUAAAAAUA
Molecule: messenger RNA, 4075 nt
Organism: Topomyia yanbarensis
Lineage: Eukaryota; Metazoa; Arthropoda; Insecta; Diptera; Culicidae
Gene: arm
Product: armadillo segment polarity protein
Exons: 6
Coding region: 539-2956 (805 amino acids)
Biological process (GO): positive regulation of transcription by RNA polymerase II; cell adhesion
Cellular component (GO): catenin complex; adherens junction
Molecular function (GO): transcription coactivator activity; protein phosphatase binding; alpha-catenin binding
Source: RefSeq, a predicted model, not a curated record